AGUACUUUGCGCAUGCGCCGUAAAACCAAACACACGUUGUUUGGAAACGUGUUUAGCAAAAAUAGUUAGCGGUCACUACCCUUUCUACGUCUUUACUUGGUUUGUCGUCAACCCAUUUCGCAUGUAGAUCUCCUGUGUGGUAGUUAACAUCUCUUUCAAAAACCGGACGACAAUAUUGAGUGUAAACGAAGCUAGUUAGCCGCCUAGCUUAGACCGCUAUAGUAAUAAGGGGGCAGCAUGGCAGCUGUAGUGGGACUGAUCGCUGGAAGCUACGAGCAGGUCACAUUUGGUUACCGAGUGAAAACUGAUGAAAAAGAGUGGACGGCCAAGGCGGAGUUCACACAUCACGCUCACACGGCCUCAGUUUCAGCCGUGGCCGCCAGCGAGAGGUUUGUCGUCACGGGAAGCAAAGAUGAGACCAUUCAGUUGUAUGACAUGAAGAAGAGGAUCGAGCACGGCGCCCUGCUGCAUCAUGACGGCUCCAUCACCUGCCUUGAGUUUUAUGGGACGUCCCACUUGCUGAGCGGAGGAGAGGACGGGCUGCUGUGUGUGUGGAGCACCAAGAAGUGGGAGUGUUUGAAAUCCAUCAAAGCUCACAAAGGUCAGGUCACGUCGCUGUCCGUCCAUCCUUCUGGGAAGCUUGCGCUUACAGUUGGGACAGAUAAAACUCUGAGAACGUGGAAUCUUGUUAACGGAAGAUCAGCUUUCAUCAAAAACAUAAAACAGAAUGCAGACAUUGUGAGGUGGUCUCCAGAAGGGGAUAAAUACGUGGUGGUGAUGAACGACAAAGUGGAUGUCUAUGAUCUGGCGACGGCGUCUGUGACAGGAACGAUCUCAAACUCCAAGCGGAUCUCAUGUGUUAAGUUCUUAAAUAACUCCAUCCUGGCUGUCGCAGGAGAUGAUGAGACUGUGAGAUUAUGUGAUGUGGACAAAGUGCAAUGUGUUUGUGAGUUCAAGGCUCACGAAACCAGAGUGAAAGCUCUUGAUAGUUUGAUUGUGGAUGAUUACUGCAUGGUGGUGACCGCUUCAAAUGACGGAUUCAUCAAGAUGUGGAAAAUCUUUCUUAAUGAGGAGAAGAUCAAGUCUCCCACCCUUUUGGGGGAAGUGAACACAACAGCUCGACUGACGUGCCUCGCCGUGUGGAAACCCUCGUCGGUGCAGGGGAUCGCUGAAGAACCGGCAUCUGGAGCAACAACAUCUGAAGAACUUACCCAGGAACUAUCAAAGACAAAGAGAGUCCGAAUUACAGCAGAAGAAGUUGUUCUCGAACAUGAGGGCAAACCCAAAAAGAAGAAGAAAAAGAACAAUGCAAAAUAAAUUGGCCAACAAUAAAAAUGUUUUAUUUUC
Mugil cephalus (flathead mullet) is the source of this 1347-nucleotide messenger RNA. RefSeq names its product PAK1 interacting protein 1 (gene pak1ip1). The coding region runs from base 238 to 1317 and encodes 359 amino acids. Lineage: Eukaryota; Metazoa; Chordata; Actinopteri; Mugiliformes; Mugilidae. The transcript has 10 exons. Gene Ontology annotation, molecular function: protein binding. The record is from RefSeq and is a predicted model, not a curated record.